UAGAGAGAAGAGGAGGAAUCAAACCUUCCAACCAAGUAACGCUUGCUCGAGUUCUAAAUGGUCUACUUAUUUGGAUUUGUGGGCCACCACUAAUGCGCAUCGUGAGGCCAUUUUUUUGCUUUGUUCUUGGGUGGCCUAACUAAGCAUGCGGGCUGGGCUGGGCUGGGCUUCACUACUUGUUCAUUUGUUAUUAUCCCGAGGCAACAGUGCGUAUCUCCGUAUGAUCAGGGACAAUUUUGUAAAUUUAGUAUUCCUCAGGCUGGAUAUAUAAAUAAAAAAAAAAAAACGGGGCCAAAAUUAAACCCAGGAGAAAGAGAGAGAGAGAGAGAGAGAGAGAGAGAGAGCUGGGGCGAUGGCAUGAGGUUCGAUGGUAGGAUCGAGCAAUCUUUCGAUCUGGGGGACUUGGGAGGAUCUCCUCCUUGCGUACGCCGUCCGCCGUCACGGCACCAAUUGCUGGGACUCCGUUGCCGCUGAGCUCCGCCACCGCUCGUCCUACGGUCACCUUCUCAACUCCCGCUGCUGUCAUCUCCGCUUCAACCAACUCCAUCGUCGCUUCUCCACCGGAAACCCUUUCGCCGAUACGCUGGAGGGUAGCUCCGACGUUCCUUGGCUUGAGGACCUUCGCCGGCUCCGCGUUGCUGAGCUUCGGCGCGAUGUCCAGCGAUACGACGCCUCCAUCAUGUCUCUUCAAAAAAAGGUUAAAACGCUGACCGAAGAAGCCUUUGAAACCGGGGGUGAAACGCCGGGUAGUGGCGCCGGAUAUUCAGAUCGGAUCUCCUACCGGUCAAGCAAGGAGUCGAACAUGGCCGAUCCGGACCAAGAGGCCCGACGACACACGGCGACGGAGGCGAAAGAGAGUGGAGAUGCACAGAGCUCUGCGUGCCUGACGAAUCGGUGGAGCUUGCGGCGGAGGAAGGAAACGUUGCCGGAGAAGGAGGUGGAGGGUUGUCCUAUAGCCGUCGAGACAACGAAGAUCGAAUCGCAGCCGUUGAUGUCGUUCCUCGAGAUAAUCACGUCGGAUAAGUUGUGCUCGGUGUUCAUGCGAAAGCUCGAAAGUCAGAUGAGCGAGAAAUAUGAGCAGGUGAUAAGGCGGCACAUGGACCUGGAGACGGUGAGGGAGCAGCUGCUACGAGACCAACAAGGGGCCUGGGCCUACAUAACCAUCCACAUGUACCGUGAUUUGCUUCUCAUCUGCAACAACGCCAUCGCCUUCUACCCUAAAGGCUCGCGCGAGUACAGUGCAGCGCUCCAUCUCCGCCACCUCUGUGCACCAUGUCAUCACACUAGCAUGCCAACGUUGCUGGCAUGCGGGAGGCAGCGCGAGGCAGCACUAGAGCCAAUGACGGUGAAGGUAAAAAUGAAGGAGAAGGACAAGAAUAAGAGGGUUGCAAGGAAAACCAGAACCAAGAAAGGAAAAUGCAGCAGCAGCGACCUCACAGUAGUCAAGAAGAAUAAGGUUAGGAGUUCACCACCAGUGAAAUCGGAGGUUGAAAAGAAGAAUAAGAAGAGUGGAAAGCAAUCUGUAAAACAGACCAAGCGCGGUGCUACUGCAUUAAAACAACAUAUUCAACCCGUGAAGAAGAGGAUCGCAUCGUCAGCUCUAGCCUCUACACCACCGCAGAAAAGAGCCAGGAAGGCACAUGAGAUCAAGAGAACAACUGCCAGUGCCAAGCCACCACCAGCUGCUGCUAAGAAGCCACGGCCACGCAGAAGGUGACCCUGUGAUGCUGUAUAAUAUGGUGUAAAAAGCCCCACUUGUAAUUAGUUCUUCUCACUUUUGUUGCUGGGUUUCGUUAAUAAAUGGACCAUGCCUUUUGAUACAGGUAAUUAUAAGGCACAAACUAUGUUGGAAAAAGAGAUUUACUGAGCUAAAAUAUGAAAUCCACAUGAAUAACAAACCGUAAGGUCAUAAUCUCAUACUCUCUAAAUC
Molecule: messenger RNA, 1930 nt
Organism: Dioscorea cayenensis subsp. rotundata (Guinea yam)
Lineage: Eukaryota; Viridiplantae; Streptophyta; Magnoliopsida; Dioscoreales; Dioscoreaceae
Exons: 4
Coding region: 368-1717 (449 amino acids)
Molecular function (GO): protein binding
Source: RefSeq, a predicted model, not a curated record